Molecule: messenger RNA, 725 nt
Organism: Raphanus sativus (radish)
Lineage: Eukaryota; Viridiplantae; Streptophyta; Magnoliopsida; Brassicales; Brassicaceae
Product: SKP1-like protein 4
Exons: 2
Coding region: 122-607 (161 amino acids)
Biological process (GO): SCF-dependent proteasomal ubiquitin-dependent protein catabolic process
Cellular component (GO): cytoplasm; nucleus
Molecular function (GO): cullin family protein binding
Source: RefSeq, a predicted model, not a curated record
CUUUAAUAUAGAAUCAAGAUUCUCUAGUUUUAACAAUCAGGUCCUAUAAAUAGAGCACCAAUUCACCAACCGUUGUACUCAUUCAUCAUUUCAUCUCUCUCUAGAAUACUCUCUGCCAACUAUGUCGAAGAAGAUCAUCCUCAUAAGCUCCGACGGCGAAUCUUUCGAGGUCGAUGAAACCGUAGCGCUCAAGUGUGGGACGAUCAAAAACAUGAUCGAAGACGACUGCACUGAAAACGGAGUCCCUCUUUCCAACGUCAACAGUGCAACCCUCGCCUUGGUUAUCGAGUACUGCAAGAAGCACGUCGAAGCAGCCGCCAAAGCCAAAGCCGGAGACCAGGAUAUCUACGGUGCAAACAAAGACACCGAGCUCCAGACUUGGGACCAAGAUUUCGUCAAAGUUGACCAGCCUGCCCUCUUUGAUCUCAUCCUUGCUUCAAACUAUCUGAACAUCCCUGGACUUCUUGACCUAACGUGCAAGACUGUGGCCGAUAUGAUGAGAGGCAAGACUGUGGAUGAGAUCCGCACGCACUUUCACAUCAAGAAAGACUUCACAGCUGAGGAAGAAGCUGAGAUUCGCGAGGAGCAUGCAUGGGCCUUUGAGUGACUUGAAGUUGUGUUGUUUUCUUUUUCUUUUUUAUUUGGUUUGAAUAAUUGAGACUGUAACAAACCUUAUUUCUCUUUUAUUAUAUGAAUAAUAAUAAUAAAAAACAUAUUAUAUAUCA